AUGGCGGUGGACGAUCUGCUGCUGCCGCGCACGGAGUCCUCGGCGCUGACGGCGCUGGACCGAGGCCUGUGGACCGCGGCGCUCUACGCCGCCAUCAUGGCGCUGUGCCGAAAGCGAGGCAUUUGCUACGCGAUGCUGGGGCCCACGUUGCUAGGCGGGGACCCGCUCGUCCUGCUGGCCAGGCGUCUCCCCGUAGCGCCGUCGGCCGGGGCACGUCGGUUCGGCGGCCGGCCUGGGGUGCCCUUUCUGCAGAACCUAGCGGUGGCCUACACGUCGCAGGCCUUGCAGGGCCUGAGCAUGGGCUUGCUCCCCGGCAAGCAGCGGCUGGAUACCGGCGGCAAUGUCCUGAUGCUCACAGUUUGGCGGAACCACAAGCACCUCAACGCGGCGGUGCACGGCAACUCAGCUGCUUUGGAAAGCUUCCACUUCCUCUUCGGCGUGGGCGCCCUCAUCGCGCCUUUGUGCGUCUCCUGGGCGCUCAAGCUGGACCUUGACGCUGUGCAGGUGUGGCUCUUAGAGGACCUCAAGUUGGGGUCCCCUGAAGGCCUGGAAGCCACAGCUGUAGAGGACAUCAAAGUGGAGGCGAAGCCUCUGCCCCGGGUGGUGCUGUUCACUGGGGCGUUUCUGCUGAGCUACGUGGGCCUCGAGGUGGCCUUUGGCGGUUACGUGGACCCCUUCGCCGUGAAGCAGCUGGAUUUCUCCAAGGAUCCACCAAAGCGACUCAUGUGCCACGCAGAAGUUGACUCGCGCUCCGUGGCGCUGAGCCCCAGAGCCCCAGAGCCCCUGGCGGUGGCUUCGAAUCCGGCCGCGCGUUUUAUCCCGAAGAUGGACUCCGAAAUCCUCUCCGGGGAGCUCCAGAGGAUCAAAGACUUGCAGAAGAGCUCGGUGGACCGUAUGCAGAUUUUACAGUCCCAGCAAGCGGUCUUGCAGAAGACCUUUGACAGCCUCUUGCAGCGCUUGGAGCCCGGCGAGGUGAUGAGAGCGACGAAGCCCAAAGCGAAAGAAGCCGAGACGCCGGAGAAGCCGCAGGAGGGCCUACGAGAGCCGCAGGCGCACCGCCCUAACAGCAGCGCGGGCUGCCGCUUGCCGAGCGUCACGCAGGCAAGCAUUACUGUCGAGGAAGAGGAGGCAAAGAGUGUUACUUUCGAGGAAGAGGAGGCGCCAGAAGUCGAGGAAACGAACGGCAAGGAAGAAGAGGACACCAACUUCAGAGCCUUGAGGGGCACCACCAUCGUGGAGCGGAAUCUGCAUCGAGAUGUCCUGGAGCACGUGGAGGACGAUGACGAGUCCCCGCACGCAGAGGCCCUCAAGAAGGUGAACCCCAGCUCCGUCGCCAGCGUGGGUCUUGCGGGGCAAGUUGCGAGGAAGGUUGUCAAGCACUGGAGCUUUGAGGUGGUCGUCGGCAUCGUGAUUUGGGCGAACCUGGUGGUGCAGGGCUUUGAGCUCGAGCACUCGCUGUUGCCACAGCCAAAAGACCCCUGGCCCGCCAGUGUUGAAGUCUGCUUCCUGAUCUUCUACAUCGCGGAGCUCGUGUUGCGCUUGGCUGCGCGGGGGUUGAAGGCGAAUCUCAUGGACCCCUGGUUUGUGCUCGACCUGCUCGUGGUGAUCGGCAGCAUCGCAACCCUGAUCCUCUACAGCGCAGAUGGUUUCAACGGUAUCCUCUUCGUCCGUGGUGUCAGACUGCUGCGACUGGGUCGUUCCUUGCAAAGCAUCAAGCGCAUCAGGAUCGUGUGGUAUCUCUUGCGUGGGCUGCUGCAAUCUGGGCAGGUGCUGAUCGCGACCUUCUCGCUGCUGGUCUUGGCGCUGUACAUCGCCGCAUGCAUCGGUGUCGAGGUGAUCUCCAAGGACACGACGCUGGCGUCCAACGCUGCGGUCGCCUCGAUCGUCUCCUCAAGCUUUGGCAGCCUCCGGCUCACCAUGCUCACGCUGAUCCAGUUCGUCACCAUGGACUCGAUCGCCGAGAUCUACAUCCCCUUGGUGCAAGCAAAGCCCGAGCUGGUGUUCUACUUCCUGGCGCUCCUCUUGAUCCUGCCGAUCACGCUACUGAACUUGGUCACCGCCGUGCUGGUGGAGAACGGUCUCUCCCAGGCGCAGAAAGACGCGGAGUACGAGUCCCAGGCUAGGAGCCAGGAGAUGAGGCAGGCGGUGCUCCGCUUGAUCGAGCUCUUCCAAAAGCUGGACAACAACUCCGACGGCGGGCUCAGCCGCGCCGAGCUGGCCUCCCUGCCGGAUGCGCAUAUCCCCAAGGGCUUGCUGGAGUCCCUGGCCGCGGAUGACCUUGUGGAGCUCUUUGAUCUCCUGGACGUGGAUCGCACAGGUGAGCUCUCGCAGGAAGAAUUUGUGGAUGGGCUUCUGCAGAUGGUGGUGCGGGAUGUGCCGAUGGAGACCAUGCGCAUGAUGAAAAUUCUGCAGUCGGUGCACAAGUCGAUUCGCAGUCUGACUGAGUCGUACGCAAAGAUGCUGAGCACGGAGAUGUCGGUGACUGUACUUUGAGAUCUCAGCCGGCCAUUGCUUUCUCCUUGCGAGUCCUGUGCAUAGUUGUGGGAAAUGAGUUGCAAACUGAAGGUGA
Molecule: messenger RNA, 2569 nt
Organism: Effrenium voratum
Lineage: Eukaryota; Dinophyceae; Suessiales; Symbiodiniaceae
Source: the annotation of a GenBank genome assembly